UGAUGAUUAGUGAGAUGAGUUGAGUGGUGUUGCUCGAUUGCAAGACUCAAUCAUCAUUCCAGCCAAACAUUUUUUCUCUCCGUUUUUCUGGGUUUUUAUUUGAAUUGAAAAUGCAGUACGACACUUUUUGCUCAUUUGUUUCGCUUGUUUGGUUAUUUUCGGUUUGGUUAAGUGGGUGUGUUUCGGAUGAACUUUCUGGUGUUGCGUCCAAAGUGAUGAUAACUUCAUCAUCUGCAUCUUCUUCAUCAUAUCGCUCAUCAUCACUGCCGCCAUAUCCAGUCAGUUUUUAUUGGAGUGAAGAUAAAUAUCCCAAUCCAAGGGAUGACCCAUUUGGUUGUCGACAGCCAAGAAGCUCAUUGCUGUGUGAUCCGGAUCAGAUUCUUGAUGCGAAUCAAGCGCAACUAAUUCGUGACCUUCUCGAACAAAAUCGACGUUCGACAAAAUGUUUCUGCGAGAAAUGCCCAUCGGGUGAAGCUGGAAUCAAAGUGGCAGUUGCCCUGGCACGAAACAUUGACGACACUCAAUAUGGUGAUUCAUCAUCCCAGCAGUUUGCCGAUCAUCUUCGACAGAAAUGGCGUUAUUCAUUAUGCAAUGAUUCGUUAUUGUUAUUAAUGAUACAAUCAUAUCCUGCUCCCAAGUCAUCGAUAACCACUUCGUUAGGUCGAAUUGCCGAACGUUUAUUUCCGCAUCAAUUUUUCGCCGAAAUUGUACAAAAUAUUUCCAUCACAGCAACAACAACUACGAGUAACAAUGGCCUUGGCGUGAACGUUGUUCAUGGCGACAAUCACUUUCAGUUAUUACGUUCGAUGUUGACGGCCAUUACCGAUCAUGUUGAGCAGAUUGCCGACCCAUCCAUCUAUCAACGAGACGAUCAUCAAUUGCUCGCAAUGUCAGCCGUAUCCGAUACUGGUAGCCGUAACAGCAAUACGGCUAUAAUCAUUGUAGCCGUUACCACUGGAUUCAUAUUUUUUCUAGCCCUUAUAGUGGGCACCAUUCUUAUCGUCAAACGCCGUUUCCAACAGGAACCAGAUUCGGAAUUGCCUGAAAUGGAUCCACCACUUGGAUAUCAAAUGGUACCCAAUACAGCUCGUAAAUCUUUGGUUCCCGUUACAGUCGAUGACGACGACCACGACGAAAUCGACCACGAUAACAACAAUGAUAACGACCAUAAUGACAGCAAUAAUGAUGAACCGCCACCAACCCAUAUCCUAGGUGAUGAAAUGACGCCCAGAUCCUAAUGGCCUAAUAAUGAUAAUGAUUAUCUAAUUAACUUUAAAUUUAUAUGUAACCAGCACACAUUCCUUCUUUUCGAUAAAUAAAAUAAAAUUCUAUGUUGAGA
This is a messenger RNA of Dermatophagoides pteronyssinus (European house dust mite), 1339 nucleotides long. RefSeq lists its product as uncharacterized. Lineage: Eukaryota; Metazoa; Arthropoda; Arachnida; Sarcoptiformes; Pyroglyphidae. The record is from RefSeq and is a predicted model, not a curated record. Gene Ontology annotation, cellular component: membrane; acetylcholine-gated channel complex.